GGAGCUCACAGCACUGAUCUUCUGUUUGCAGCAUCCCAAGAGCAGCCUCUGUUGUGUGAAAUACAAGAAAAAGGGCAAGACAGCGGGAGUGAAUCCAAGGAAGCAACUCGAAGAACUGGAAGGGUGGAAUCUCUUGGGGGGUGGCAGCCAGGAUAGGGUUACUUUUGAUUUGUGGAGCUCAUCCUUAGAGCAAAUGGCUGUUGUGUCAGUGUAAACAGCCUGUGCAGUACCUGCAUUGCUGAAGGGGGAAGGAGAAGAGGAGGAGGCGGCACAGACACUGGAGCAAAUGUUACCUCUUCCUAUGAAUGUUUCCUGUUGUUAGGUAGCCCCAGACCUGCUGUUGCUCACCUCUUAACAUGCAUGUUGUAUGUUGAGCUCAUAUGGAGGAAGAACCAUCAAUGCCUCAGCAGACCAUAAACCAACGGCAGGGCGGCUGUAUUGACCAUGAGACACGUUAGAAACUAAGCAACACAUCAACAUCCACACCAAAAUAAAGGGAAAAAGUUUGAGAAAAUUUGCUUGAGAAACCUACACCCGACCAUGGCUGUGAAUACUGCCAAGACAACGUCAAGUUUUCUCUCGACAACUGCAACAACCGCCACGGACCCGUUGCUCUCAACGAGCCUCGGACCCAGAGAAAACAUCACCUCAAGAACAUUUAUGACUGUUACCCUAACAACGACAGCAGCAACAACAAACGAGACCAGUUUCAACGCCACCGCGGCUCCAGACGUGGUGAUUGAGGGCUCGAGUGUUGGAAUGCUGUUGGUGCCCUUCGGCAUCAUCACCCUCAUUGGCUUAGCGGUGGCAAUAAUGCUGUACAUUCGGAAACGGAAGCGGUUAGAGAAGCUGAGACAUCAGCUCAUGCCCAUGUACAACUUUGACCCGGCUGAAGAACAGGACGACCUGCUGGAACAGGAACUACUGGAUCACGGACGGGAUGGCAGCCUCGCAGGUCCAAACGCCAAGACUCUCACAACCUCCCAGGGGACAACGCAGCGACCCAGUCGUCUGGUCUUCACAGAUGUUGCCAAAGCCCUCAAUGCUUAACAGCCCCUCUGCCCUGCCUGGUCAACCCCAGCCUGCAGGAGAGCUGCAGACCACAUACCCAGACACAGACUGUCACUAACAAGGGACAAACAAAGGGAAGUUAGACUGUUUUAGGCUUAAACUGGAGGUCUGAUAAAUGUUGUCUUCACAACGCGUCAAGUGGUUGUAUCAAAGAAAAAACUCAGAACAAUGCAAAGGGUUAGUAAUGAUCUUGCACUAUUAUUAUUAUUCACUGGGGGCACCAAUUAAGUGUGGCACCCUUGUUUUUUUAAAACUAUGCUCCGUCAUUGUUAAAAUAUUUAAUAGCUUGUCAGUUUCUGCAUCUAUGUUUCUGUUUCAUAUGAGGAAAUUGUGAAUCUGUUAUAGUGAUUUUGUGGUCUUACACCUCGUAUGCUGGAUGUGUCGCCAUCCUCAAUCUGUUUUCCUCCCUAUUUGUCUUCUUUAUAGACUGUGGAUUAAUAUCAUUUCCAUCUGUACACAUUAAAAAUAUAUUUAAAAAAUCCAGAGGAAAAAAGACAGCACAAAUCCAUGGCAACAAAUGAAGAGUGUGAUAUUUUUAUUGAUAAGCGAUAUAGAAGCAAGGUAACACAAAUCACAACGUAAAGAAUCAUAACAAAAUAUAUAUCACAGGUUUGUGAGUUGUAUUAAAGAAGUGGAUGAGGACAUAUCAAUAACAUAACUAUUACAUUGUGUUAAAGGUAAGGCAUUAAAGAUGAUUUCUCAAGUUACAGUUCAACUUUUCAAUAGUUGAAACUAGAUCAAGUACUGUAUGUAACUAUAUCACUAGCAGUAAGAUCACAAAACAACAUUGUCCCCUUACAGAAAGAGUAAAUAUCCAAACACAGCUCGUGUAA
Messenger RNA from Xiphophorus maculatus (southern platyfish), 1904 nucleotides. RefSeq lists its product as uncharacterized. Bases 541 to 1050 code for a protein of 169 amino acids. The record is from RefSeq and is a predicted model, not a curated record. NCBI's taxonomy places the organism in Eukaryota, Metazoa, Chordata, Actinopteri, Cyprinodontiformes, Poeciliidae. The transcript has 5 exons.